AUGGAUUCAAUCAUUUUCAAGUGUUUACUGCUCUGUCUUCUAAUUGCCGAAGUGACAAGUACCAUUUGUAUUUGUUGUUGUCCGACAAUGGGAUCUGGAACCUGUGGACAAACCGGCGUACCAGGUUGUUAUGCGUGUACAAAUGCAAAAUGUCGAUCGUCAUUCACGUGUACUCAAACAGGGAGCAGUGGACUGACAGCUACGUGUUCAGCAUCUCUUGGCCAUUACUUAUCGUUCAUAGCAUUUGCUCUCCCAUUACUGGUCUACUUGUACAAUAAUAGAGGGAUUCAAUCGUGA
This is a messenger RNA of Adineta ricciae, 297 nucleotides long. The record is from the annotation of a GenBank genome assembly. Lineage: Eukaryota; Metazoa; Rotifera; Eurotatoria; Adinetida; Adinetidae.